Chelonia mydas (Green sea turtle) is the source of this 1629-nucleotide messenger RNA. RefSeq names its product interstitial collagenase. The record is from RefSeq and is a predicted model, not a curated record. Lineage: Eukaryota; Metazoa; Chordata; Testudines; Cheloniidae. Gene Ontology annotation, biological process: extracellular matrix organization; collagen catabolic process; proteolysis. Gene Ontology annotation, molecular function: zinc ion binding; metalloendopeptidase activity. Gene Ontology annotation, cellular component: extracellular matrix. The transcript is spliced from 10 exons.
AUGAAGAAUCUUCCGUUUCUGCUAUUACUAUGUGCAGCAUCUUGUGCUUUUCCUAUACAUCCAAAAAGGAAAGCAGAAGAAGAUACGAAGCUUGUUCAGAAGUACCUGGAAAAUUACUACAGCUUUAAGACAGAUGGGAAGCCUGUUUUAAGAUGGAAAAGUGAUAGUCCUAUGGUCAACAAAAUCAAAGAAAUGCAGGAAUUUAUUGGAUUGGAGGUGACUGGGAAAUUGGAUUCUAACACUUUGGAGGUGAUGCAGAAACCCCGAUGUGGAGUCCCUGAUAUUGCUGAUUUCUCCACCUUUGCAGGACAACCAAAAUGGGGGAAAAGAAAUCUAACAUACAGGAUUUUGAACUAUACACCAGACAUGGCCCGAGUUGAUGUAGAUGCAGCCAUCAAGAAAGCUUUUACAGUCUGGAGCAAAGUGACCCCAUUGACAUUUACCCGGGUUGACAGAGGUGAUGCAGAUAUAUUGAUCUCUUUUGCAGCCAGAGUUCACAAUGAUUUCAAUCCCUUUGAUGGUCCUGGUGGGACUGUUGCUCAUGCCUAUGCACCUGGCAAUGGUCUUGGUGGAGAUGCUCACUUUGAUGAGGAUGAAGACUGGACCAAAGGCUCACAGGGUUCCAACUUGUUUUUCGUGGCUGCGCAUGAGUUUGGCCAUUCACUGGGACUCUUCCAUUCUAGACACCCUGAUUCACUGAUGUACCCAGUUUACAGAUACUUUGAUUCCAAGACUUUCCGUCUUCAUCAGGAUGAUAUUAAUGGCAUUCAAUACCUUUAUGGACAGUGAGAUAACCCCGUUCAAACAACCGGACCCACAACGCCAGUAACUUGUGAUCCCAAAUUGACUUUUGAUGCCAUCGCUACCAUGCGUGGAGAACUGCUGUUCUUUAAGGGCAGGUAUUUCUGGCACAAGCAUCCUCAGAUGACAGAGGUCGACCUCAAUUUCAUUUCUUUAUUCUGGCCAAAUCUGCCAUCUGGAAUUCAAGCUGCUUAUGAAAAUGUUGAAAGGGAUCAAGUUUUUCUUUUUAAAGAGAACAAAUAUUGGGUCCUCAGUGGGAAUGACUUCAUGUAUAACCGCCCAAAAAGCACCUAUGACUUUGGCUUCCCAAAAAAUGUUAAGAGAAUUAAUGCAGCUUUCAGUGAUAAGAAUUCAGGGAAAACAUACUUCUUUGCAGGUGACAAGUACUGGAGAUAUGAUGAAAACAGUCGGUCCAUGGAUCAGGGUUAUCCAAAGAAGAUAAUCAAUGACUUCCAAGGAAUUAGCAAAAAAAUUGAUGCUGCUUUCCAGCAUGGUAGAUAUAUCUAUUUCUUCCUAGGAACAAGACAGUUCCAGUUUGAUCCUAACAUCAAGAGAGUUGUCAGUGUCAUGAAAAGCAAUAGCUGGUUUAAUUGCUGAUUAAUUCCAUUGAUUUCCUUCUUGCGUGUUGCAAGUGUUUUAUAUGCAGUGUUAUUAAUCUAUUAAUAGAUCUUAAAAAAUCAAAAAAAAUGUACUGUUCUCUGGCCUGAUCUUCUGGGAGUUCUGUCUGAAUAACUACAGAAUGUUAUAGUACUGUCAUGACGUAAAUUAUUGUAUUAUUAUAGGCUGGACUUUUGAUUACCCAUAAAGUAUAUUAUAUUUGUCCUACCA